This is a messenger RNA of Athalia rosae (coleseed sawfly), 1065 nucleotides long. RefSeq lists its product as uncharacterized. Gene Ontology annotation, cellular component: cytoplasm. Gene Ontology annotation, biological process: intracellular iron ion homeostasis; iron ion transport. Gene Ontology annotation, molecular function: ferrous iron binding; ferric iron binding. NCBI's taxonomy places the organism in Eukaryota, Metazoa, Arthropoda, Insecta, Hymenoptera, Athaliidae. The transcript has 4 exons. The record is from RefSeq and is a predicted model, not a curated record. Bases 154 to 837 code for a protein of 227 amino acids.
CACUGCGCACUUUGAACAGCGCAUGCUCAUAAUCGUCAGCUGACCACUCAUUUCAGGAAAUUUUCUCCCGAUAAAUGUUCAUUGUUUAGCAGAGCGUCGAAGCGAGAGUAUUCACGCUACUAGCUAAGCAGAAACGUUCUUUUUAGAGCAAUCAUGAAGGUAUUCGCAGUUCUUUCCGCUUUAUUGGUAGCGGUUUCGGCCGACUAUUGUUACAACGACGUACAGGGUGCAUGUAGCCCCAGACCUAUCGAUACAAGUGAUGGUGCUCUACUGGCAAAUUGUAAUGCCAAAUAUGGGUCCUUUGAAGCUAUGCAAGCCGAUCUCCAGGCAUACGUUAAUGCCCAGAUUGAGACUAGCUUUGAAUAUUUGUUGAUGUCGAGUCACUUUGGAAAUUACGAAGCUAAUCGGGAUGGAUUUAAGGCGCUGUACCGAAAACUUUCAGAUAAGUCCUGGGAUGAUGCCUUUGAUCUCAUCAAAUACAUUGCUAAGCGUGGUGGAAGGAUGAACUUCAACCAGCAGCCUAAAUUCAAGAGGGCUGUAAGUAAUGGUAAAGAGAGCAGAGUAGUAGAACUCAACGAGCUGAAUAGCUUGGCUAAGGCUUUGGACACCCAGAAGCAGCUUGCAGACGAAGCACUGCGUCUACAUUCCCAUGCCUUGCGCCACAACCAACAAGAUGGAGCUGUAGCUCAUUAUUUAGAAGAGAAAUUUAUGGAGCCACAAGCAGAAGCGGUGCGUAAUUUGGCUGGUCACGUCAACGACCUCAAACAGCUUCUUAGCGACCAAGAUUCGUCAGUCUCCGUUUUCAUUUUCGAUGAAUUUCUGCAGAAAUCCUUGUAAAUUUUUUUUUAUAAUACCGUUAUGGAGUAAUUAUAUGAAUAUUAAAUAUUUAUAGAAGAUACAAGUGAUAUAGAUACAUUGCGUUUUUGUAAUAUACUUUUGAGGUUUCUGAACAGCUGAAUAAUAUUAUUUCACAGUGUAUAUCAGUUAAGAUAUUUGGGAUCGGACAUCUAAUUACAUUUGUAUGAUAUUUCUUGUAAUCCUUUCAAUAAAUAGAAAUAUAUGUAA